AUGGGUACUGUGACCUUCGGGUCAGAUAAUCAUUGGACACAGAAGAAGAAGAAGAAGAAAGUGAUGACUUCGAUACUCGGAGACCUCAGGAGCUUCAUCGAAAAGAAACGCCUCGUAGUUCGCCAAGUCUCUGAUCGCUUUCGUAACUGCUUCUCGUCGCACCGCGACGUCUUGGAAAAAUUUAUCAAGCCCAAGGUGAACGGAACGGAACAGCCGAAAGCCCGAAGUGGCCACCGGAUUGCUUGUGAUCAUCGGAACCUGUACUCAUACGGCGGCUUCAAUCCAUGCGUAUCUGAUUCUGACCCUGACGUGAGUGAUGAUCAGACGUGGAGCGCUAGCAAACCACUGUUCAAGGAACUGUGGCGUUUCAACUUUGUCAGCAAGCGCUGGACCCGACUACCUGGCCAGGAAAAUAUGCCGAACGAGCUGGCGUCGAAUGCAGUAAUACUGUGUGGCAAUACGCUGAUAGUGUACGGUGGCACCGGCGUCCCGUUCGGCGAGAGCUGCAGCAAUCAGUUGUACGUCUGUAACGUGGACGACGGUGCGAUAAAUGCCGUGCCAGCCAUAGGCGAGCUACCUGAACCACAGUAUGGGCAGGCACUAGUAUGCCACAGUUCCUAUCUCUAUACAGUCGGUGGCACUACUGGUUAUGAAUAUACCUGCGACAUUCACCGCUUUGAUCUAAGAAGAGGCGUCUGGGAGGUAGUAUAUAUUUGCUCAGGCAAGGAUGAGUUAGAGCCGUAUGGCAGAUACAGGCAUGAGCUUGCUUUUGACGGCAAGAUGAUCUAUGUUUUGGGUGGUGGUACUUCGAGUGAAUCCUAUGGUUUCUUGGAAAUACCGGCGUUUGAUUUGAAAACUAACAGUUGGAAAAUUUUGAACACGCAUGGCGAAACUGAAGAGACUAUGGUACCGGCGCCACGACGUUGUCACGGUUCCGUGCAGCACACGGAUGAGAAGAGCGGCGUUACUUCGGUUGUCAUAUCGGGCGGUUACAAUGGCGACCGGGUGUUUUCCGACGUUUGGCGACUUAAUCUUAGCACGUUGCGGUGGACACGCUUGCAAGAAUGCAUCCUACCACGUCCUGCGUACUUCCAUUCGGCUGCGCUGACUCCGGAAGGUUGCAUGUACAUAUUCGGCGGUAUAGUCAAAAUAAACACCAAGAUGAAAAGAACAAACGCGGUUUACUCCGCUUGGCUAACAAUUCCCAAAUUGUCCGAGAUCUGCUGGCAAGCGUUGAAUUACUAUUGGGAGGAUUUGAAAGACGCUUCACCGGACGAGUUGCUUAGCAUGGGGAUACCAUUAAAAUUUGUACAAAGACUUGAAUUCUGCGACUGGUGAACGAUUAAUUUCCUCGAUAUCUCCAAAUUCUCAAAUCAGAUGUUUUUUACGCUAUAUGCACUUUAAAAUGUUUGGCCACGCUUCGAUCAUUCGAUAUUUUGAUUUAUAUAGAGGUGUUUCAACUUCUGAAAUUUUUGAUUUUUUGAGAAAUGAUAAAGUACCGAAUUCCUGUAUCUCUUGUAGCAAUAGAGAAGUUCCUCCUGUUAUAAAAUGGUUUAGUUAUAAAAACUGGCAGCAAACAUGGAGAGAAUUGGAUGUACAUGCUCGAUUAGAGCUGUCAAGUGUGGUGGUUUUUUUUUCCCACUAAAAAAAGGAUUAAGCUUUUAAAAACUUUAAAGCGUAAGAGCUGUGUUUAUAAACCCAAUUUGAUGACAUGUUUUCUCAAGUAUGUGAGUAGUGUGCAGAAGUCAGGAAUGGCCAAGAAAAGGUGGGCGAUCUUUACGAGUAGUGACUGCGACAUUAGUUCAAAGAUUUCUUCUUCUUAAGUGACCAAUGGUAGUUUCCAAUUCCUGAAUUAGAAUCACAGUACCACAGUUUCGUCAUAGAAUCACUGGAGUAUCAAAGACUUCUAUUCCACAAAUACAACCGCAUGUCGCCAAAAUGGAAAAAGUGUCACUGUGCGGAGGAGAAAUAUUUGAAAAAAAAACCGAUCUAAAGUAGGACUAAGUAACACAUACAAUUUUAUCGCCAUUACUAAAAUUCCUGACGGAAGUUGAGCCAUCCUUAUAACUUUCGAUGCAACUUUUUUACUAUUUUUAUCAAUGUGAAUGGUAAAGUAAUUUCACACGAUUGUACAUUACUAUUUAUUAUAUACCUGUGACAGCUGUAACUUAAUAGCGCAAACUAUUGCCAAAAUACCAGACCUUUCUUCUUUCUUAUAUUUGCGAUUCAAUCUGACA
This is a messenger RNA of Mycetomoellerius zeteki, 2237 nucleotides long. It is a transcript of the gene slim, whose product is annotated as scruin like at the midline. Gene Ontology annotation, molecular function: protein binding. The transcript has 6 exons. The record is from RefSeq and is a predicted model, not a curated record. Bases 1 to 1338 code for a protein of 445 amino acids. Lineage: Eukaryota; Metazoa; Arthropoda; Insecta; Hymenoptera; Formicidae. Gene Ontology annotation, biological process: positive regulation of stress-activated MAPK cascade.